Castor canadensis (American beaver) is the source of this 419-nucleotide messenger RNA. It is a transcript of the gene Tmem258, whose product is annotated as transmembrane protein 258. The record is from RefSeq and is a predicted model, not a curated record. Lineage: Eukaryota; Metazoa; Chordata; Mammalia; Rodentia; Castoridae. Gene Ontology annotation, cellular component: oligosaccharyltransferase complex.
CUCCUGCCGACGUGUUCUUCCGGUGGCGGAUCGGCAGCUAACCCUGUGUUGGGCGAAAUGGAGCUCGAGGCUAUGAGCAGAUACACCAGUCCAGUCAACCCGGCUGUCUUCCCCCAUCUGACUGUGGUGCUUCUGGCCAUUGGCAUGUUCUUCACCGCCUGGUUCUUCGUUUACGAGGUCACCUCCACCAAGUACACACGGGAUAUCUACAAAGAGCUCCUCAUCUCCUUGGUGGCCUCACUCUUCAUGGGCUUUGGAGUUCUCUUCCUCCUGCUCUGGGUUGGCAUCUAUGUAUGAGCUACCAAAGGUAUCCGCCAGAUGGCAUCACUGAAUUCCUUGCUUUUGUAACUUAAUUUUUUUUACUACUGCUAGAAGUGUCCCACCUGCUGCUCACAAUAAAAGCAGAUGUGUGACAGCCC